AUGGCUUCUUCACGACUUCCGGGGCAAUUGUUCCAGUCUAAGCCGUUUAUAGCAUGUGCUGUAGCGGUUGCUAGUGUAGGAGCUUACUACAGCACUCGGUCCUCUCUCCUACCUACAGGACAUGCCGAGUCUACAACGACCCCGAAGGUCUUUGGCGGCUUUGGGUUCACCACAUUGCGCCUACAAGAUGUUAAACAGGUGAAUCACAACACCAAGCGCCUGGUGUUUAAAUAUCCCGAUGAAAAUGCCACAAGCGGUUUAACCUUGACGUCGGCGCUUCUCACAAUCUCUUGGCCCAAGGGAAGCUGGUUCCCUGUGCCCCGCCCGUAUACUCCCAUCAGCGACCUAAAUCAACACGGCUCUCUCGAAUUGAUGGUGAAACACUACCCAAAUGGCAAAGUCAGCACCCAUUUGCACUCGCUGGUCCCGGGUGACACCCUUACGUUCCUCACAGCCUUGAAAGGCUUCGCAUGGACGCCCAACAAGUUCUCUCAAGUCCACCUCAUCGCAGGCGGAGCUGGUAUCACACCAAUCUACCAGCUCAUUCAGGGCAUCCUCAACAACCCGAACGAUAAAACGAAAAUCAAUCUCGUGUUCGGUGUCAACACAGAAAAGGAUUUGCUCUUGAGGGAAGAAUUGGAACAAUAUAAGCAGCGCUUCCCCGACCGCUUUGACUAUACCUACACUGUUAGUCACCCGACGGAGACGGAUUCCUCUUUGCCCAGGGGAUAUGUCAAUGAGGAGCUGCUGCGGAAUGUCAUGAAGGGGUCGAACGAGAACUCCCAUGUCUUCGUGUGUGGUCCUCCUGCGAUGGAAGCUUCUUUGGUUGGAUCGCGUCGGACUGAAGGCGUUCUUGGCCGUUUGGGGUUCAAAAGGGACCAAAUAUAUAAAUUUUAG
This is a messenger RNA of Penicillium maclennaniae, 897 nucleotides long. RefSeq names its product cytochrome b5 reductase family protein. The coding region runs from base 1 to 897 and encodes 298 amino acids. The record is from RefSeq and is a predicted model, not a curated record. Gene Ontology annotation, biological process: ergosterol biosynthetic process. NCBI's taxonomy places the organism in Eukaryota, Fungi, Ascomycota, Eurotiomycetes, Eurotiales, Aspergillaceae. Gene Ontology annotation, molecular function: cytochrome-b5 reductase activity, acting on NAD(P)H. The transcript is spliced from 3 exons.